AUGCUUCGUUCGGGACUGGUUGGCGUAAAGAGGGUGAUAGAUUACGCUGUUAAGGUGAGAGUGAGGCCUGAUGGCAAAGGGGUGAUCAAGGAAAAUGUUCAACACUCGAUGAACCCCUUCGAUGAAAUUGCUCUUGAGGAGGCGGUUAGGCUGAAGGAGAAAAAGCUCUUACAGCAGGUCAUUGCCCUCUCCAUUGGUACUGCCAAAUCACAGGAAGUUUUGAGGACAGCACUUGCAAAAGGUGCUGAUAAAGCAAUUCUGGUCGAGGUGGAUAAUGAAACUGCUGAACGAAUAGAGCCGUUGCAUGUGGCUAAGAUCAUGCAGCAUGUGGUGUCGAACGAGGCUAUCGAUGUUGUCUUGGUUGGUAAACAAGCAAUCGAUGAUGAUUCUUGUCAAACAGGUCAGUUAUUAUCUGGCUUACUCGACUGGCCUAUUGCUACAUUUGUUUCAAAUAUACAACAGGCUGAUGGAAACAUGUUCAACAUCACCAGGGAGAUUGACGGUGGAUUGGAGAUGCUAACGAUGAAAUGUCCAAUGAUUGUCACUGCUGAUCUACGUCUUAAUGAGCCUCGCUAUGCCACCUUACCCAAUAUCAUGAAGGCGAAGAAGAAGCCGUUGCAGAAACUGAAACUUUCGGAUCUGGGCAUCGAUUUCUCGUAUCAAACACAAAUUCUACAGGUUUCUGAACCACCAAAAAGAAAGGCUGGCACUUUUGUUGAGGACGUGCAAAGUUUGAUCAUGAAACUUAAAGAAAGUGGCUUAGUAAUGAGCAAAUAA
Molecule: messenger RNA, 777 nt
Organism: Anisakis simplex (herring worm)
Lineage: Eukaryota; Metazoa; Nematoda; Chromadorea; Rhabditida; Anisakidae
Source: the annotation of a GenBank genome assembly